GUAUUGCUGGAUCCAGAAUAGCACGGCCAUCCGUUCCGGGAAUGUCGUGGGCUUUGUGGCCAGCUGUGCCUUCUUCACGCUCUUCCAUGUGGGAACGCAAGAUGUGGAGUAUUUGAAGCGCGCCUGGAUGGCCAACGCCUUCUUCGCCGUGCCUUUUGGUUUCUUUGGUGCCGCCGUGAUUUGGCCGUUCGCGGCCGGCUGUGGGGGCGCGGUGGGCACCUUGAGCAACCAACGAAUUUUUACACUUGAGGAUGUCAUGGUGCAAGUGAUAGGCCUGGCUUCAGCUCUUUGGCUUGGCUUCUUCUAUGCCAAUUAUUCAGGGCCUCCUCCACUCUGACGUGACGACGCGGCGGGUCUUCCCGAGUCCGCCACCGCUUCCAAGCUGAGUAGAGGUGAACAGGCAGCGGACACGAGCCGAGCCCGGCAGUUCCAAAAACGAGCCCGGACGUCGCAGAUCAUGGGUCCCGGACGCUUUCGUGGUGAGAUCUCCAGUGCCGUUUUUGGAUGCAUGGAUCAAGAGAUGUUCAUCAUUAUGGUCACCAUGGUUGACCAA
Messenger RNA from Durusdinium trenchii, 553 nucleotides. NCBI's taxonomy places the organism in Eukaryota, Dinophyceae, Suessiales, Symbiodiniaceae. The record is from the annotation of a GenBank genome assembly.